Molecule: messenger RNA, 1480 nt
Organism: Suillus plorans
Lineage: Eukaryota; Fungi; Basidiomycota; Agaricomycetes; Boletales; Suillaceae
Exons: 5
Coding region: 126-1340 (404 amino acids)
Biological process (GO): autophagosome assembly
Cellular component (GO): phagophore assembly site
Source: RefSeq, a predicted model, not a curated record
CACCGAAUUUGGUAACCAACAGCCGCUUCGUCGCGUCCAUCAGCGAGCGCGUAUAAGAGGGCACCGUUCUCAGCGACAGUCUCCUAUCUGUAGGACUAUUCAAUCAAUAUCUUCAUAGCUACGCUAUGCCCCACCAGCCACGCAUUCGUGUCGUUGUGCAGCUCCCCCACAACCGUCCUGACCACCCACUUCCCGAUCCUCCCCAUAUUGAAUGGAACGCGGAGAAAGCUAACGUUCUAUGGGAGGUUAUCGCACUCUCUCGGACGAGCGAUAAUGGUGGCACGGAUUGGAAAGGCCUAGCAGCACAUCUGGAAGUGCCACUUCCGUAUCUACUUUAUCGUGCACAGGCCCGAUAUGAAGAUGACUUACGGGGAUUGCAAGGCUUCCACGCUGGCAAUCAACAGAACCAGCCUGCUACCAAGUCCACAGAGGUAACACCUGUCCUCCCAGACCGUCCCCCCUCCAUUCAGAUUCCUGCUGCACGAGUCAACUCCCUGAAUAGCGCCUGUAGACUCUCCUCUUCCAAACUGGCAACGCCUCUUGGUGUCCGUGCGCGGCUCAACUCCCUCACCCAACACAACUCUGUCCAAUCACCUGCAAAGUGCAAGAAAGCAUCGUCCUCAUCAACGUCUACUCUUCAGGGAACUCAGAUAAAGAGACCCCUACGCCUGCCCUCUCCGUUCUCAUCUGACGAGAGCGAUUCCGAGGAUGAGCAGGCCGCCAAAGAAGAAGAAGCGGACCGUGCGGCAGAAGAAGCGGAAACCUUGUCACGCAAACUUGAAAGCCUGCAGCGCAUGAUGACGAGCGAGGCCCUCGGCCUUGUAAGUUCCCCACUAUCCAAUGAGAAAGGCAAAGCACGAGACGUGAUACGCGGGCGUGCGCCGGUGCCUAUUUUCCGCCCUGGACGUGAGGGUGAGGAUAUCGCAAGCUUCAAACGCAACGAUGAGAGCUUCAAACGUGAAGAACGGAACCGCGAUCACAGCGCGUCUGUAUCGAGUGCAUCUUCUCCGCAGAAUUCAAUCCCUUCGAUCCCGUCCCCCUCGCCAGAGUCCCAUUCUCCGAUGACCCGGCAUAUCACCGCGAAUAAGUCGAGCAGCCCGCCAACAGUGUCGACGCGGAACGCACGGGGGCAGUCGCACAUGCGUUAUGGGACACUUGCGGGGCUUAGCGAGCAGGAGAGCAGUCAUGGAAGCUCUGCCUCGAGCUUUAGUGACAUAAGUGAAGCAAGCUUUUCGGCGUCAGCGUUAGAGAGCGCGCUGAUGUCAAAUGUCCCUGCAGGAGCGGGGUCUCGUCUGUCUGCAAUUGCAAGAAGUAGGUUUGUACGUGGUGUGCGGUUGUAGCACCCCCUCAUCUGACUGAUUUAUUAUUGUUUUCUAUUGAUGAGCUCUGUUCAAAGGAAUCUGUACCACUACCAUUCUUAUCAUAAGCUUCCGUGUAUCUGUUCCUAAUCUUAUCAACCUAGGUUUGAUAGACACGUCAG